AUGUCACUCAUUCCUCUCACGGUGUAUGAUAACCUACGUCGGGUGUGCUGCUCCAUGUUUGCAAGCAGUUCACAGACGGAUCACUACGAAAUCGCUGAACGAUUAAUCGCGAAUGCGUCAUUGGCCGACGUAUUGCGAUGGCGUGGAGUGUCGCAGCGAUUCCGUGCAGCCGCCCUGCGUCGCCUGGCACGAUUCACCACCAUUCAUGUCCGUGUCUAUGACGGUCUAUGCAAGUUGCACGAACGCGGCUCAUCCAUCGCAAUGACUGACGAGCUUAGCUGGCACCCAGCGGGUUGCCUUUUGCUCAGCGAAAUGGGUACACAUGAGCUCGGCAUCGCGCUUGACUCACGACCGAAAUGGAAAGAUGUGAAGGUUCUGAUUGCGUUGCUACAAGUGUUCCGUGAAAAUGCGAUACAUAUUCAUAUGGACAGUCCAAUCGUUGAGCUGCUCGUGAAGGAUGUGAACACGAAGAAAAUCAACGCAUUGUUGCUGUUCUUCAGUCAAAAUCGGAAAUGUGAUGCGGAAUUCGUAUGUGAAGAGACGACCAUAGCGCCUAUGACGAAAAGCCAGCUACCGCUUGGCCCCAUGUUUCCAGCGUUGAAGCAGUUCAUUGUUACCAGUAAUCCUCAACAACUCAAUCAUCUGUCUCGGCUCAUUCACUAUGCGGUAGCAGUUGACAUGAUCUAUCAGAAGAAGGAGAUUGAUCUCGUCUGUUUACAGGUGGUUUUGGGCGAAAGUUGGUGCCGAUCAAAGCAACGUCUCUUUCGUCAUGUGAACUCGUUCAAGCAGUGGUCCGAUGCGAGCUCACUGGGUGUACGGUAUCUACAGCAGUUCCACGGCGCGGAAAAACGACGAGGCAAAGCUAAAUGCUGA
Ostertagia ostertagi is the source of this 873-nucleotide messenger RNA. The record is from the annotation of a GenBank genome assembly. Lineage: Eukaryota; Metazoa; Nematoda; Chromadorea; Rhabditida; Trichostrongylidae.